ACAUUGAUAACUGUGUAGCAGCAUGUUCAAGAUGUGCUGCUGUACAUGAUGAUAAUGUGGUUAAGAGUGAUGUAAAAGAUCAAGAAUCUCAAAGCAAUGAAGCCAACUUCAAAAAUGACAGUGAGGUGUUGGUUAUAAAUUCUGAAAUAAUUGAAAGCCUAGCAUCUGACACUCCUGAUGUCAAGGGUAGUGUUCCUACUGAUAAUAUGAAUGGUAAUUCACAAGAAUUGGAUCACAACAGCACAGAAAAUGAAAGUGAAGAAAAUAAUGACGACAAAUCCCAUGAAGGUGAAGAAACCGAACCAAGAAAGCCAGCACAAAGUGGGGUCACUGAACCUGCUGCAGAUUCUGAAGAACAAAAUGAACUAAACGGCAAUAAAAGUGAGCAUUGGCCUGAGGAGGAUGAUUCCAAUGAUGACUUGUAUCACAAGGAAUACAUUUCAAAGGAAACAGAGGAUAAGACAAAAAGCCAAGAAAUGGACAAGUCAAAGGUGCUGGAAGAGGAAGAAUUGGAUAGUCAGGAAGCAGCUGAUUCUGAGCAAGAAGCUAAUAUAAGGAAUGGUGAAUCUGAGGGACAACAGCAAAAUGAGGAGGGAAUUGACGAUAAAUCUGAGAUUGGAACAGUUGAGGAAAAAGUAAUAGAAUCUGAAGCUUCUGAUAGUCAGGACAUUUUAGAGAUUGCAAAAAGUGACAAUGGCAAAGAAUCUGAGGAAGGUGGUGAUAAGAACGUAGCAUUUGCAAAUGAAGUGCAAGUAUUGGAUCAAAAGAUAGAAGAAAUCAGAGUUUCUGAGGAGGAGAUUAUUAAGCCAGGCUUCAUUAUUGAUGAAGCAGCUUCCUUUCUAGGAUCAGAGACCACAGGAAAGGAGAAAGCUGCAAAUUUUGAAGGAAGAAUGCCUGACCGCACUGGUGAUAACAUAGGGCUACCUCCUGAAGCGAAGGAGCAGAAGAAAGAUGAUGAAGGCGAUGAAGCUGAGUUGGAGGAGGAAGAGCAGCCGCAGCUCCUGCUGCCUUUCAGAGAUCGAUCUCACAUUGAGAAAACACUACGGCUAGAUGAGAAGGCGCCAUCCGAUGAUUAUAGUGGUGUGCUGCAGCGGUUACGGAAGAUAUACCACAAUGCCAUUAGACCACUGGAACAAGCAUACAAGUACAAUGAACUGAGGCAACACGAAAUCACAGCCUACCCAGGACGUUCCAUGAACUCAUUCCAAGAUGGAGAAAUUGUGUCAAAACCAAUGGUACUGUUCUUGGGACCAUGGAGUGUUGGGAAAUCCACCAUGGUCAACUACCUCCUGGGACUGGACGAGAAUAUCUAUCAGCUUUAUACAGGUGCAGAACCAACUACAUCAGAAUUUACUGUUUUGAUGCAUGGGUCUAAGAUACGCACAGUGGAGGGAAUUGUCAUGGCUGCUGAUAGUACUCGGUCUUUCUCUCCCUUGGAAAAGUUUGGUCAGAACUUUCUGGAGAAACUUGUUGGAAUUGAGCUCCCACACAAACUGCUGGAACGAGUGACAAUCGUGGACACACCUGGAAUAAUUGAAAACCGCAAACAGCAAGAAAGAGGUUAUCCCUUCAAUGAUGUUUGCCAAUGGUUUAUAGAUCGAGCUGACCUCAUAUUUGUUGUGUUUGACCCUACCAAACUGGACGUUGGAUUGGAAUUAGAGAUGCUGUUCCGUCAGUUGAAGGGUCGUGAGUCUCAAAUCAGAAUAAUUCUAAAUAAAGCUGACAAUAUCGCCACUCAGGAACUGAUGCGAGUCUAUGGAGCUCUCUUCUGGAGCCUGGCACCAUUAAUCAAUGUCACAGAACCACCAAGAGUCUACGUUAGUUCUUUUUGGCCAUAUGAGUACCAACCUGAUACAAACCAAAACCUAUUCCUGAAAGAAGAGGUCUCCCUCCUGGAGGAUCUCAACCAAGUCAUUGAGAAUAGGCUGGAGAACAAAAUUGCCUUCAUCCGUCAGCAUGCCAUACGUGUGCGCAUUCAUGCCCUUCUUGUGGAUCGAUAUUUGCAGACUUUUAAAGAUAAAAUGACCUUCUUCAGUGAUCCUGAGCUGGUCUUCAAUGAAAUAUUGGAAGAACCAGACAAAUUCUACAUCUUUAAAUCCAUCUUGGCUAAAACCAACGUCAGCAAGUUUGAUCUUCCCAAUCCUAAUGUCUAUAAAGAUUUCUUUGGCAUUAAUUCCAUUAAUACUUUCAAAUUGCUGUCAGCACAGUGCUCAUACAUGGGAGGAUGUCUGCUGGAGAAAAUCGAGCGUAUCAUCACCCAUGAGCUUCCUGCUUUAUUGGGAACCAUCACUGCUGGGAAAAACCCAUCUCUUUCAUCCUGUGAUAUCACUGGAUGUGGAGUAACACCAAAGAACCGAUACAGAAAGCCCUGAACAAGGAGCUGUUACAUUAUUCAUGGGUGAAAUAGUUUAUGUCUUAUGUCCAAGAAGCCAUGGUUCAUUAACCCUUUGAGAACUGAGCUUUCGGCAUCCAAGAACCUGUUGUAUACCUUAAAAGAACAUUAAAACAAACUUUUAUCAAAUCUGUACCAUAUAUAACAGAAAAUAAGGAAUCACAAGAAAUGUUUUUCAAUGAAUAGCAUUCUCUGAACAAAGAUGUACCAACCUGGUCAUUUUUUGAUACAGUUUGAGAUUUAUAAAGGGCUCAGAGGGUUAAUUUAUUUGCAAUGUGGCAAGUGGUUAGCGUGUCUCAGUGCAUGUUUAGAAUAGAGCUUUGACGGCACUUCCGCCUGUUUGGAGCAUGGUGACUCCCAGUUCUUGCUGCUAACAUUUUGUUCAUGUACCUUUUUAAUUUCAUUCCCUCCCUCCCUCAUUAGUUAUUCCUUGUCACAUUGAUCUGCUUGCUGUGUUUAAAACACUAAGUUUCCACUUUCACCCAACCUAUUCUCUAGCUAAGUAACCAAGUUUCCCUCUCUUGCCACACCAGAUCAUUGGAUCAUCAUUAAUUCGAAUGUCAAAUUAUCCACAGGUCCUGAAAGAGGCCAUACAUGCUUUAAAAUGUUCAAUUACAGACCUUUUGGAAACUUAGCAACCAUUGCUUUUGGUUCCACUGCUGAAUCAUACAGAUUUUCUCAGAUGUCUGUGCUCUGAAGUAGCAAACAGAGAGUAAAGGGCAUUGGUGAGUAGGAAAAAAAAACUAUUACAAACACAAAAAACAGACUUUUACUUUCACAAGCAUUAGUUGUUUCAUGAAUGUUUAUCCCAGUCCUGGCAUAAGAUUAUAGGUUGUGGCAAACUUAAAGACAAUUGGAUUAGUUGUCUUUUCUCCAUUUUUGUUCCAUUCAUUUUUUCUUUCAAUUAAUCAUAUUUGAGCUGCCAAACAUAAUUGCCUGUGGAGUGGAUAUACCAAGUGCUUAAGACUGUUAAUCAGGACUCAUGCAGUCACUCUGCAUUCAGUGUUUCUUGAAAUACUUCACUAUUCUGUAUUUACAUGAUACAAGCAUUCUGCACUGAUAUCUGUAUGAUGUGUUAAUGAGUUUAAUCACAAAUGGUUUUGAGGUGCAAUCUUAUGGUUAUUCAGGUUAGAGGAUGACUUUAUAAAGUUCUUAACUGCACACAAGACAAUUUUGAAGGUGAAAUGUAUUUGUUGUAGGUCUAGAACACAGCACAGCUAAGAUGAAGACUACUCUAGAGAUAAUAAGAUUAUUUGUUGUUUCAGCUUGCUCUUUUCUCCAUUUCUUUUAAACUCACCUCCCUUUAUAGUUUGCCCAUUCAUCACUUGGGUUGUUAAUCUAAUGUAGCAAACUAAUCCACAUCAUGGUUUCCCUCCAUGACCUAUAGUUAUGGCACAUUAAAAAUCUCACAUCAUCUCCACUCAAUAAGUUUCCACUAAUAUGGUACUGAAAACAAUGACUCAGCUGUGGGAAAUGAAGAAGUUUCAUUUAAUGGACUAAGAAAUCAAUUGAAACAGAGAAAUGUGCACGUAAGUAGAAAGAGAGAGACAACUUUGAUAAGCGUGUUAAAAAUAGGCCUCAGAUCAGUGGGGAAUAUUAUGGUAUUUGUGUAAAAGUGACAAAAUACUGGUUAGUUGCUGAUCACUCAGAACAAACAAAUUUCAGUGGCUUGUUAAUAAAAGCCUGCAGCAUGAGAGAAUUUCUCUUGGUCAGUCAGAUUGAAUCUUGGACAGUCAGAUUCAAUUAGCAACAAACUAAUUUUUCUGAAAGGUUUCAUCUUGCAUCUUACCCAAUUCUCAGCAACAAUGCAGCUGGGUAGCCAGAAGUGAGCUUGGGCAACAUAGCAGGUUAAAACAAUGUUGAUUCAUUCAGUCAGUGGAAAACGAUGAUCAUAAGGGAUCUAAUGUAAUAUUCAAUUGGGAAAAUGAAGCAGUUGAGAUGAAGGUUCUGCAAUGCCCCAGACUUUGUUCAAAUAUACCCUGCAUUACAGUACAAUCUUCUCUAUUAUUUUAAAUUACUGGUGCUAAAAUUCUAAGAGGUGUAAAAGACCUAGCUGAUGAUGAUUUGGGGACUGUUGGUAAUGUAUUCUGUUAGCAAUCUACAUUUAUUUCAAAACUAUAUACUGUACCUACAUUCUUCCUGGACAAUGACAGAAUUUAUAUAAUGACAGAGUGUCAUUUGGCCUGUUAGUUGUGAUGGUAACUAGCCAAGUACAAAUCAUACAGCAUCCACAGAACCUUUUAAGGAUGGAAAAUGAAGAUCAUUAACGAUCUGAUAAUGCUAACUCUGACCUGUGAAUUCUGGAUCUUGGUGAAGUAUGACAAUUUGGCCAUAUGGUUUAGAUGCAGAUUUGGAGGCAUUAGGAUUGUUUGGUUUAAUUCAAACAGACAAAGUUGUACAUUUUUAAGCUGUGAAAGAUAUGCUGUUUAUAACUAUACUUUGCCAGAAAACAGUGCAUUUCCUGUAUGCUGUGCGUUUCUUACUGUUUGGAGAAAACCCACUUCUAAGCAAAUGAUCUCUCAAGAUAAUCAAGAUCAACAUGAUCAGUUGCAUGAGUGCAUGUUUUUGGUGAGAGGUCUUGCCCAUUGGAAAUAUACUGGGGCAUUGUGACCAGGGACUGCCAUAAGUUUAAUGGAUGCAAAAUUGUUAGAAAUGCACAUUUUUAUAACUUGCAUUUCAACCUUCUAAUUCUCAGUGUCCUCAUGCCCCCAAAUAAAUUCAUGUUAAAAAUUUGGAUUAACUUGGCAGUAAGAAAAUUUAUGCUCCUUUGGCUCAAAAAUGAAUCAUACUGUUUUGAACCCAAAACAGCAGGCUUAACGGGGCAGGAGGCGAUCAGCUAAAUCAAUAAGGGGAGUUUACAUCUAGCAUGGGGGUGGGUUGCAUGUCAGUUUAACCAUUUAUGGCAGUUACAGUGCCUAUUUAAAGAUUUAAUUUGGCUUCUAGGGAAUUUUAUUAGAUUGAACCUGAAUUUUGGAAUUAAUCUUUUCAGAUGGUUUGAUUGCAGGCAACGUCUAAAAUCCAAAAGCUUAGAAAUGUCCUAAAACCAGAUUUUUGCUGUUGAUAUUCAGGUUUAGCUACACAAUAAAUUAAAGAAUAAUGCAGUUUGUAGACAAUACAGGCCCUUCUAAUAAAGCUAAUUAUCAAACACCACAUUUUGUCCUUCAGUUUUAGUUUUCCCGAGUUAGUCUCUCACUUAAAUUUGCACAAAUCAGAUCUAUUUAACUGCAAGUUAGUUCCAUUUAAUACUAAAAGAUAGACUUGCUAACAAUUCAGUUCUUUAGAAUAAAAUGUAUUUUUUUGUGUACACUAACUCAGUUCUCCACCUGUCAUUUUCUCUGGAAACUCCUAGUUGUAGCCCACUCGCCUUUGUAAAGUAUUUGCAAAAUGUUUUUCUGCUCUACAGAGUACAGAAGUUUGAGUCAAUGCGGAAGCCUGAGGAAAUCCACUAAUAACUAUUAAAAAAUUAAGUCUAAAAUUACUGAUCUGAUGCCUCAGUCAGUUGAUGCACCAUGCACAUUUUCACUGGUAAACCAAGCAUUUAUUACGCAUUCAUAAUUGCCCUGAGGUGGCGAAGGUGAGCUGUCUACUUGAAUUACUGCAGUCCUAAUCAAUGUGACCUGUAGACUGUUGAAGGUGGAAGAAUCAGUUUUGGUAAUUCUCUGUUCUUGGAUAUGGUUAUUGAUUUGAACAUGAAUGUGAACAACCCAAAUGUGAAUGUUGUCCGCCUCUUCCUGGAUGCAAGUAUCUGUGUCAUUGUCUGAGGAGUUGAGAAUGAUACUGAACACUGAUCAUCAGCAAACCCCACAAGAUUGCACAUCAUGCAAAGGUAGAGGUAUGGUACUUGAUGAAGCAGCUACUUUCAGAAGUUAGGACAGGACUGAUGAAUUUAUUUGUAUUAAGUAAUUCCAAUACAACUAGGUUCAAGAAAAAUAAAAGUACAGGGAAACAAUUCUUCCAUAUAUAAGUGCUUGAGACUUUCAUAGAAUCUUCCCACUAUAACUUCAGCAGGAGAUUAAUCUAAGCCUUGGAGAAAAACAUUCCACUGAUCUGUUGCUUGUUAGACUGAUAGUGUGGGAGAACACCAUUGAAAUAGUAUUCAAAGAAUGAGAAAUAUAUCCUAAAAUUUCAGAUAAGCUUGCUGGCAAGAUACUGGAUUAAUGCUCCUCCUCUUGCUGAGGUUGAAACCCUAGCAGUACUAAGAAUAUUGAGGAUGCAAGUCUUGUACUCCUUACCUGGGAAAGAGAUGAUGGAAAUGUUGAUAUGUUAAAUAGACUCCUGUAAUUGACAAGGUAAUUUUAGUAUGUUAUGAACUCUACAGAGACAUAUAACUUUGAAAAAGAGAUUAGUUUCCCACUGGUCAUUGGAAGGAACCAAAAGGAUAAGAUGAUACAUUUUAAAUGUUUAUUGUAACAAAGUAAAAUCAAUAUCAAUUAAACAUUAAUUUGUCAUAUUAAUGGCCUGUUAAGUAAAGAACUACUUCUGCAUUAACUAACUUACCAACAUAACAAAAAGAGAUGUUUUGAAACACUUUCACUGUACUUCGUCAUUCUGGCAGAUAUAUAAUUGCAUAGGAACUGCUCUACAGUCACACCUGGUGCUCCAGCAGAUUUAAUAUUACCGACGUCAGGUUGAAAUUUCUAGUUGUCUUCAACAAUUGUUCCACUACCAGUAAGAGGUUUUUGGAUCUGAUUAUCACCACCAAGACAGAAUUCAUUCACUCCUUGUUCCUUAAAUCUUCAAGAUCUGCUCUGUUCCCUUUUAACAAAAUUUUUAACAAGCGUCCUGUUUAAUUGCUAACAUGAAAAGAAUAGCCGGUUU
Messenger RNA from Hemiscyllium ocellatum (epaulette shark), 7210 nucleotides. It is a transcript of the gene srlb, whose product is annotated as sarcalumenin. The transcript is spliced from 7 exons. Gene Ontology annotation, molecular function: GTP binding. The coding region runs from base 207 to 2372 and encodes 721 amino acids. The record is from RefSeq and is a predicted model, not a curated record. Lineage: Eukaryota; Metazoa; Chordata; Chondrichthyes; Orectolobiformes; Hemiscylliidae.